Molecule: messenger RNA, 1935 nt
Organism: Ambispora leptoticha
Lineage: Eukaryota; Fungi; Glomeromycota; Glomeromycetes; Archaeosporales; Ambisporaceae
Source: the annotation of a GenBank genome assembly
AUGUCUCGUAAAGAAAUUCGUAGACUUCGUAAACUUCAGAUUAAAAAACUACAUUCGUAUGAAGUGAUAAAGAAAAUCGAAAAAGCUACAUUUGAGGAACUAUUUUCAACUGAACCGACUCAAUAUCUUUGUUUAGUUAAUAUAUGUUUUGGUGGUGCUGCUGGAGUUUUAGGUGAACAAUUAGAAAAGAUUUUUCGAGAAUUUGAAGGUUGGAAAGGAUGGCGAUUCGCAUAUGGCAAGCCAUAUUCUUUUGCAUUAUUUGAUGCACCGGACAAUGCCAUGAUAGCACGAGAUUCGCUUCACGAGAAAAAAUGCGAGCUUCUCAAUGACAAAAUACUUUAUAUUGAAUUUGUUAAUUUAUCAUGGAUCAAUUUUAUGAACCAAAUUUCAGGUUCAACGAUUACCACGACCGCAACGAUACCGUCAUUUUCGUCAUCGAUAAUUCCUCCAGAGAAAAUCCGAGGACUAAUAAUAAUGAAAGAAUUUAUCUCUUUUGAUUUAGAACAACAAAUUAUACAAGGAUUACAUUCAAACGAACAAAAUUGGCAACCAGUUCAAGAUCGAAUGGUGCAACACUUUGGUUAUAUGUUUAAUUAUCCAAAUAAAGUUGAUCUCGAUAAUUCAUCAAAUAAUAAAAAAGAAUUUCCCGAAUUUAUGAAUUUGCCUCUCUCAAAACUCAAAAUAUUCUUUCCAAAUAUACCAAAUAUGGAACAAAUGACUGCUCAAUUAUAUCCGAUUGGUUCAGGAAUACCUCCUCAUGUUGAUAGUCAUUUAUACUUUGGUGAUUUCGUUUUGUCCAUUAGUUUGCAAAGCGCCGUUCUAAUGGAAUUUAAGGAAAUAAAAACGGGUAAUAUUGUUCUAAUUGAUCUUUCCCCGAGAUCUUUACUUAUUCUUAGCAAAGAAUCUCGCUAUGCUUGGACUCAUGCUAUCCGUACGCGAAUGGAGAACUCCAAGAGUAUAGACGAAAUUACCGAAAUGCUCGCAGAGAGCACCGUCUCAAAAACGCGAAAAGAUUACCGCCAAGCUUCUCACAAAGCCUCUCCAUUAAUGAAACUAAGCAAACGCGAAACACAAGAAGAAAGACGUAAAAGAGCUUUGGAAGAACAGCAAAAGCGGCGGCGAGAUUUCACCGAUCUUGCUCGCAAUUUAGCACUUUACAGACCCUCAGAAACUUCAUCAGACGAAGAAGAAUUGGAGCAAGAUAUUAAUACAUUUCAAGAUGUUUCUACAUCGGUGGAUUUAUCCGAAUUGAUGGAUUACGAAAUGAUUGUUUCUGAAACAGUAAAAAGUUUCAAAACCAAAAAAAUAAGACGAAAGCCCAGAGCAAAAAACAUACACAGAAAUCAAAUCAUGUACGCCGAGUGCAUGGAAGACUUACCAAGUGAUUUGGAAGCUAACUGGUAUGUGGUGAUGUGUCCUGUUGGCAAACGGCGUCUGGUAAUCACGUCAAAAGGAAAAACUGUAAGCAGAUCAAGAAGUGGAUAUAUAAUGGAUGUAUUCGAGUCGUUAUUACCAGCCGGAUCCAGCGUCUAUAAAGGAAACAAGACAAAUGAUUAUUGUAUUUUGGAUUGUAUCUUUGAUGAAACUUCUUCAACAUAUUAUAUCUUGGACUUGAUGUGCUGGAAAGGACAUCCCAUAUAUGAUUGUGAUACAGAAUUCAGAUUUUAUUGGUUACACUCAAAAUUCGCUGAAAUCGAUGAUUCUGACACAACAUCUGUUACAUUCAAGCCAUUAACUAUCCAUUAUUGUAACCAUGAACAACUUUCGACCAUAAUGUCAAAUCCUAGUCAAUUUGGAUAUCAACCAGAUGGUUUAUUGUUUUUCAAUAAAAAGACACAAUAUGUAAUCGGCGAUACACCAUUGUGCGGAUGGGUUGAAUUAGGAAAAGUCUUUGAGGUUUUUGGUGAUCUUGGAGUUUCUUUGAAUAAUGAUUAA